This is a messenger RNA of Frankliniella occidentalis (western flower thrips), 2011 nucleotides long. RefSeq lists its product as uncharacterized. Gene Ontology annotation, cellular component: Golgi membrane. Lineage: Eukaryota; Metazoa; Arthropoda; Insecta; Thysanoptera; Thripidae. The transcript is spliced from 10 exons. Gene Ontology annotation, biological process: protein palmitoylation. Gene Ontology annotation, molecular function: palmitoyltransferase activity; protein binding. The record is from RefSeq and is a predicted model, not a curated record. Bases 192 to 1793 code for a protein of 533 amino acids.
AAAUAAUCAAUGCAGACGACACAGCAGAAGACAGUUCGCCUUUUGUCAGAAGAAAUAUUUAGAUCACGAGGAAGAAAACGGAGUUUUGUUCCUACAUUUUGUUUUAAAAGUCAGCAAAAAUUACGAACGGAAAGGUUUUUCCAGGCCCAGGCACUGCUCGCAGUGUCUGGCGCUUGCAAACAGCCACAAACAUGGUUGCGGACCACUCCUCAACAACCGUCAAUGAGGGGAAAGACAGCAACAUACUAUGUUGCUCAGAUGCAGCAGAGGUGCAUAUGACACACAACUGUAAAUCAGUAUUUGAUAUUGUCAGAACAGGCGAAGUAUGUGACCUCGAGGUUUUAGUCGAACAACAUGGCUCUGAAAUUCUCAGUGCUCGAGAUGAGUGGGGUUACACCCCUGCUCACUGGGCCGCCCUAGAUGGGAAUCUCCCAGUUAUGAGAUAUCUUGUAGAACGAGGUGCUCCCGUAGAUCUAUCUUGCCUUGGUACUCAGGGUCAAAGGCCAAUUCACUGGGCAUGCCGUAAAGGACAUGCUGCCAUUGUGCAAGUUCUUCUAAAGGCUGGUGUAGGAGUGAAUGCAGCAGACUUUAAAGGUCUCACCCCAUUGAUGACAGCAUGUGUAUUUGGAAGAGGAGCAACUGCUGCGUACCUCCUUGGGAUGGGUGCAUACCAUCACCUCACAGAUAUAAAUGGAGACUCAGCAUUACAUUGGUCUGCUUAUAAAGGGCAUCCUGAUUUGAUUCGCUUGCUGAUUUAUGCUGGUGUAGACUUGCAAAAAGCUGACAACUUUGGAUCUACACCGCUUCACCUUGCUUGUCUCUCUGGAAAUAUGAGUUGUGUCAAAAUCCUUUGUGAGAAGAGUAAAAUCGAGUUGGAACCACGUGACAAAAAUGGCAAGACACCCCUUAUGCUUGCAAAGAGCCACCAACACAAUGACAUUGUGCAGGUUUUGACAACUGAACGAAAUCGACGGGCAAGAUGGAUGCCACCAAUUACAGAAAUAUGGAGUUUGAUGUUUGGUGGUGCUGGAAAUUCAAAGGGACCACUUCUUUUCUUCUUAGGAUCAUUCCUUUUGUGGGAAUAUCCCAUGUACUUAUUUAGGUGUGUCCCCAUCACAUGGAAUUUAAUGAGAGGAUCACAUUACUGUUUCAUUUACUGGAAUUUGCUUAUGUGGCUUAGCUGGGUCAUUGCCAACCGCAGAGACCCAGGAUAUGUUCCACAAGACACAGAGGGAUAUAUUCGGGCCAUCAAACAGAUUCCAUAUUUUGACAAAUACAAGAAAAAGCCCAUCAUACUGUCUAGACUUUGCCAUUCCUGCAGAUGUAUCAGGCCUCUUCGAGCAAAGCACUGUAGAUACUGCAAUAGAUGUGUGCAGUACUUUGAUCAUCAUUGCCCAUUCAUUUAUAACUGUGUUGGCCUUCGAAACAGGAUGUGGUUCUUCUUAUUUGUCAUGAGCAUUGCAAUAAACUGUUCUUUGACAGUUUAUUUUGCUUGCUAUUGCAUAGCAAUUGAAGGUUUCCAGCUCCUAUAUGUACUUGGUCUGCUAGAAUCCCUACUCUUUUGUUGUCUAGGAUGGAUUUUAACAUGCACAUCAGUUCUGCAUGCUUGCUUCAAUCUCACAACUAAUGAAAUGUUCAACUACAAAAGAUAUCCAUAUCUCAGAGACAAAAAAGGCAAGUUCCAAAACCCAUUCAGUAGGGGGCCCGUCUACAAUCUGCUAGAGUUCUUUGUUUGUACCCCGGACCUGAGAUCAGGGGAUCAUGAGCUUCUUGAAGAAGAAUCAGGACCUUAACUCAUAUAUGCACUGAGUAAUCAAUGCAAUUCUUUUUUAUGGCUUUGGAAAGCUUCUCAAGGGGCAUUAAGGGCUAUGAUUGAACUAAAUUUUCUUCAAAUCAAAUCUGAAUGAGCGAUCAUUUGAAUGAACCAUCAUGGCUAGCUUGAUUUCUAAGAAAUUCAUGCAUUCUCAUCUUUCAUACACAUUAUUGUAACUUUUUAAUGGUAAAAAAUAAA